AAUAGAGCGCGUUUGCAGUCAAUAUUUUCGAACAAAAAUUUUACGCUCUUCUUUUUUCGUUUGAAAGUUAUUUUGUUAAUUCCGGGUUUGCAACUUCAAUUUCAGUCGAUAUUUAGAUUGAAAAUCAAAAAUGACUAUGAAAGAAGUGGAAAUAACAGCUGAAUCUCUAGCUAAAUUGACUCCAGCGAAGCAACCAAAUGACACAACAACAAGAGUCAAUAGUCUUUCAUAUGGCUUAAAAGGAGAUCACAUGAUUAUGUCGACAGAUGAUGAUUCUAUGUUUCUGUACGAUAUGAACACCGGCUUACGCUCUCGCAGUGUUAACAGUAAAAAGUAUGGAUGCUCACAUGUGAAGUUCGCAUCAGAUUCGAUGUGCGCUCUUCACGGUUCAACAAAAGUUGACAACACUAUCAGAUAUCUAUCACUCACCGACAAUAAAUAUAUCCGCUAUUUUCAAGGCCAUGACAAGCUCGUUACUGGAAUAAACGUUUCACCAAUGGACGAUAUGUUUCUCUCAGUUGCCGAAGACAAAACCAUUCGACUUUGGGAUCUGAAAACUCAUAAUUGCAUUGGAUUAAUGAAUCUUUCGGCAACUCCUAUAGCAACAUUUGAUCCAGAAGGACUUCUUUUUGCAGCAGGGCUUGACAAUAACAUUAUCAAACUUUAUGAUUUACGAUCUUUCGACAAAGGUCCAUUUUCUAGUUUUGGUCCUUUGGAAAACGAAGACAACGUGGAAUGGACUGCAAUGCGAUUCUCGCCAUGUGGAAAAUAUAUAAUGAUUUGUACAAAUUCAUCACAGUUAUUACUUGUGGAUGCAUUCACGGGACUUAUAAAGUUCACACUGGAGGAGCAUCAAAACGCACAAAAAAUUCCACUGAUGGCCUCAUUCACACCUGAAUCUUCUCAUAUUAUGGUGGGAAGCUCCGAUGGUUACAUCUACUUCUAUGACGUCGAAACUGGAGAAAUUGCUCUGAAAACAUUAGCUCCAAACAAUCAGACAUGCCAUAUUGCUGAAUUCAGCCCACAGCAUUUCGUUGCUGCAACCGCUGAUACAAAAUUAACUCUCUGGUGUGCCUCCGAUGAACUAAAAGCACAAGCACAACAAUCGUAAUCACUUGGAUCUCAAGAAAAUCUCUUUUUAACUAUCUCAUUACCUUAUAAAAGGUGCCAAACUAAAAUCAUUCAAUAUUUUAUUUAUUGCUUUUUUAUGAAACUGGUUCAUUUUUCUUUGGAUGUCUGUUAAUGAAUUUCAUUAAAAAAAAGUUUUUUUCUGCUUUUAAUACUAGUUUUUUCUCACUAUUCGAAUAUUGUUACAAUCAAAUUAAACCGAAAAGUAACUUCAAUUCAGAUGUACAAUGAUGA
Molecule: messenger RNA, 1362 nt
Organism: Caenorhabditis elegans
Lineage: Eukaryota; Metazoa; Nematoda; Chromadorea; Rhabditida; Rhabditidae
Gene: swd-2.2
Product: WD_REPEATS_REGION domain-containing protein
Exons: 6
Coding region: 131-1111 (326 amino acids)
Biological process (GO): RNA metabolic process
Cellular component (GO): nucleus
Source: RefSeq, marked reviewed